Caenorhabditis angaria is the source of this 2679-nucleotide messenger RNA. Lineage: Eukaryota; Metazoa; Nematoda; Chromadorea; Rhabditida; Rhabditidae. The record is from the annotation of a GenBank genome assembly.
AUGAAAAGCGAGCAGUGCGCAACGUAUAAUUAUAUAUAAAAAUCACCUGCCUCUUUUCUCUCUAACAACAAUUAUCAGAUCGCCCCAAAAUGUAACUUUUUUCAGCUACAUUGACAAAGCGCUGGAAAUUGAGGAUUAUUUGCAAUAUAAGUUGAAGGGAGAGUUCGGAAACCGAUCAUAUGCAUACUCUGAUUUCUGUGGAACACAAUGUGAAACCUCAGAUGCUGUCAAUAUAUUUUUGACAAUGUUCAGAGAUCAGCAGAUAAAGAAGACAGCGCACGUCAAGCUCACAUACCCCUCCAUGGAUGUUUUUGGUCAUCGCAUCUACUUGGCUAAUAAUAUUUUCCAAGUUCAGAUUAAUAAUAGAAGUAGCAUUGUGGAAGGUUCGAAAUUGGUUGCUAUCAAUUUCCACGCAAUCUAUAACAAUGAAACGAUGUAUGAAAUCAUGCGCCAGUGGGAACAAAAACUUUUCGAUUACUCUUUAUCAACCAUCAAUGACCCAUUAAUCCGAGUCUAUGUAACUAGUGAAGGUCUUGUAUCUGAAGAAGUCCGUCGAACUGGAAUCCUUGCUAUGCCACUCAUGGGUGUCACCUUCCUCAUCAUCCUGUUAUUCACCGUUCUAACAACCCUCAAAAAAGAUCCAGUGCGCUCCAAACCUUUCGAAGCCUUCCUCGGGGUCAUCUGCCCGCUUCUCUCACUUUGCGCAUCUUUCGGGCAUCUUUUCUGGAUGGGAUUCGAAUACCUGCCGAUUGUUACAGUUGUUCCCUUCUUGAUCUUAUCGAUUGGCGUUGAUGAUGUAUUUAUUUUCAUUCAUGCGUGGCACAGAACUCCAACAAAGUGAGUGUUAAUUGAAGUUUCUAGUGAGAAUUUUGGUAUGUUUCAGACAUUCGGUGCGUGACAGAAUGGCCGAAACAUUAGCCGACGCUGGUCCAUCCAUCUCAAUCACAUCGUUGACGAACUUGCUUUCAUUUGGAAUUGGUAUUUUCACACCAACCCCUGCGAUCUAUGUGAGUUCUACAUAGAAUACUGUUCUGAAAACAUCUGAUGUUUCCAGACCUUCUGUGUGUUCAUCUCAACCGCUGUUAUCUACGAUUACGUCUAUCAAAUCUUCUUCUUCUCCGCAAUCCUAGUCUUGGGUGGAGAUCGUGAAGAACGUAGAAUGAAUGCUUAUCUUUGGUGGAAACAUGUCCCAGCGAUUGAUGAAAAGGAAGCUCAAAAACCCGGAAAAUUCACACAAACCAUGAAUCGUCUAUUGACAAAGAUCUUGGAUCUCUGGGUAGAUUUUAUCAUGGCAACCUGGAGCAAAUUCCUGAUCGGUGGAAUAAUGUUGGCGUAUUGGGUUUUUAUGGCAAGAGGUGUUAUGCAAAUCGCAGUCGGCUUGUCUUCCGAAAAACUCUUCCUUGAUGACUCCCCACUCUUGCCAUUGGUCAGACUUCAAACCAACGUGAUUUUCAAAGAGGGAGGACAAGUCGCAGUGUUCGUUAACAAUCCAGGAAAUAUGAGUGAACCUGACGCGGUUCCCGAGAUUAUGCGGAUCUUGCGGCGAUUUGAAACCGCGAAUAAUAGUGUGGGUGCAGCCUCGACGCAUAUGUGGCUUCUACCGUAUUUACCGUAUGUUGGAGAGCAAGAACAUGGAAGCAUCGAUUUCAAAUACCGUUAUUUACCCGAGUUUUUCAAGUUGAUGGAGUAUCGAAGAUGGUCGCAUUUUGUCAAUCUUGGAAGCCAUCAGUGAGUUGAUCAACUAUGACGUGGCAGUAUAAUAAUGAUAAUUUCAGAGACUGCCUUGCUGAAAAACCAAGCUGCUUGGAAAAAUUCGUCUUCUCCACCGGUUUCCACGACGCCGUUUCCUGGUCUGACCGUUUAGAACUUUUGGAAAAUUGGCGGCAGAUGGCAUCUGAAUAUCAACAUUUGAAUUUAACGAUCUAUGAAGAUUUCAGCAUGUAUUCAGAUCAGGUAAAUAUACUUUCUAGAUUUUAAUAUCAUUUUCUUUCUAGCUCUUGACAAUUGUGCCGGUCACAGAAUCCACAGUUCUAUGCGCACUCUUCUGUAUGAUCCUAAUUCUCACUCUCUUCACACCAUCUCCUGUCACCAUUGUCACAUCAACCGCUGCUGUUUUAUCGAUCAAUCUCGGUGUUUUUGGAUGCCUGGUGUAUAUGAAUAUUGAUCUGGAUCCAAUUUCAAUGACAACUUUAUUGAUGGCUAUCGGAUUUUCUGUGGAUUUUGUGGCUCAUGUGACGUGGCAUUAUUAUAAGGGAGAGUUCAAUGUGAGUAGAUUUUCCCUAUGGAUAUGGAAAAAUAACUUCUAAAAUUAUGAAAGUCUAAUUUUCAGUCCAAACGCGCUCGAAUUCGCCACGCUCUUGCUGGCAUCGCUUGGCCGAUGUUCCAAGCUGGAACUUCUACAAUGCUCUCGAUUUCGGUUCUCGCACUGAUUCACGCAUACAUGGUCCAAGUUUUCGUGAAGGUAAUCUCCCCAGCCCUCAAAAAUCCUCAAGAAAAUCUCAAAUUCAGGUCGUGGUGCUUGUCAUUUUCCUCGGAAUGAUUCAUGGGCUCGUUGUGCUUCCAGUCGUUUUUGCACUUCUACCAUUCAGCAAAACUUCAGGACCACAAAAGAAGAAGAUCGCGCCGAUUCAUGAAAUGAAGGCAGGACCAUGCCCCAUCAAAGAGGAGCCAAAACUUUGA